AGCAGAGCAGGAGGAGCGUCGCUGUCAUGUUGUGUCGCAAGGGGCGUGGCUUAAGUGACAUCACCUGUCGCAGGUAAACUAAACUGCGACACAAAGCGCUGGAAGAGGCGGAAGUCACCAGCUGUUUGAGGUUCGGUUCGGCUUCUUACAGCUUACACCAGGAUUAGAGGAAAAUCAAUCCUCAGGCAGAUUUUCACAAUGUUCACUCCAAAGUUCCUCCUGCUCUGCUUGCUGGUCCGGCUCGGACGGCUUCAGACCUGUGACUGGGACCAGUCCACCGAUCCGAACCAGGGCCUCGACCCGGACUCCCUCGCAGCCGGGGCGCGCUACCUGGGCCAGAUCCACGAGGUGCCGAACCCGGAGAGCUGCCAGACCGCCUGCUGCGAAGAGGCGGGCUGCGACCUGGCUGUGGUCGGGCGGCCGGCGGACGGAGGGAUGCAGUGCAUGCUGGUGAGCUGCGGCCCGGCCGGCUGCUCGCUGCAGCAGAGCUCCCAGUUCCAGGUGUUCCGGAAGAAGCAGCAGAGAGAGGCCGACCAGGAAGCCCCCACAGGCGGCAACAGCCUGCGCGUCGUCCCGCUGCUGGAGGCCGAAGAGCCGCGGAGCAACAACAGCGAUAUUUGCCGUCAGCCUCAGAGGACGGGUCCAUGUCGCGGCGCCUUCCCCAGGUUCUUCUACAACGUGACGAGCCAGACCUGCACCAGCUUCAUCUACGGCGGCUGCCAGAACAACGACAACAACUUCCAGACCCAGGAAGAGUGCGACAACACCUGCAGCGGCGUCACCGGUUCAGUUCUGCUUGACGAAGUCCCAACUUCUGCUCCAGAGUCGGCUCCCAAAGCUCCUCGGAUGGCCCCUCUACUCAAGUCCGAAAUGUCAGCUGAUCAGUUCGCAGAGCUGUGUGAAGCGGAGUAUGAUGUGGGUCCAUGCAGAGCUUACUAUAAGCACUGGUACUACAACAAAGAGACGGGCAUCUGUCAGACCUUCAUCUACGGCGGCUGCGUAGGAAACAAGAACAAUUACGAGAACGAGGACAGUUGCAAGUCCACCUGUGUAGGAGUCUCUGUCCUGCCUUCCUCCAAGAAGGUCCCAGAAGACAACACAGAUCAUUGCAGUUUGAGUCCUCAGACUGGAAUGUGCCGCGGCGCCUUCCCCAUGUUCUACUACGACUUUGCCUCCGACUCCUGCAAGUCCUUCACCUACGGCGGUUGUGGUGGGAACGCCAACAAGUUCGAUUCUGAGGAGGACUGCAUGUCUGUGUGUGGCGGUGCAGGUGCAGGUCAGUUCGAUGGUCAUGAUGGAACCAGAAGCAGAUGGACUGCAGCCUUCUUCCUCGUCGUCACUCUGGCAAUAAUCUCCGCCCUGCUGCUCACCACGCUCGUCAUCAUGACUGUGAGACGCCGCCAGCAGUCCCGCCGCUACUCCUCCAUCAGCGACAAGCUGGGGCUAAUCACAGGCGAGAUGUCGUCUCAGGACUCGCUGAGCAUCCCGGAGAGCCCCAAACCAGAACCAAAGGCCUGAGGGGUCCGCCGGGGCUCCGACUCAGAACUGAUCCGCUCUCUCUUCUUACAGGGAUUCAUCAGGGUGACGAGAAUGUGAUCCAAGGUUGGAUCAGUUAUCUUACAAUCUGUUAAUUAGCAUCAGUUAUUGACGACCAAAGGGGCGGAGCUUCAGUUCUAAGGCGGAGCUCACAGCGUCGAUAAAAUGUUUUCUUCUCCUUGCAGCACAAGAGCUCUGGCUGAUUUGUCAUCGAUCACCUCUAUUGAUCACCACUUACUGAUCACCUCAUUAAAGGAGCCAUUUGAUUCGCAGAGACCCUCCAGGUUCAAAGUUCAACCCAAAUUACAGCUGGUCCUGUCCUCAGGGACCGGGCUCCAGUCCAGGUCUCCUGAGUAAAACCGAUUCAAUCCUGAUUUUAAAUUUCCAGACACGGAUCAGCUCCUGGUUUCUUGUCAGAAACAAAGUAAUUGAUUAUUACUGAUCAUCAAUUGGGAAUGAUUCAGACACGUGAUUAUUGGCUUUUCUUUCAAAGAGAAACAUUUAAACUUCCUGUCUGCAGUCGAACCAGAAACCUCUCUGAUGAUCUGUGGUUCUGGGUCGUUCUGCCCGUAUUGAUCAUUUCUCUGAUCAAUACAGGCAGAAGUUCUGGUUCUGAACUUCGUCUCCUGUGAAGCUCUGAGUGUUUCUCCAGAUGUCGACACCAAUCAGAUUCUAGCAUCACUUCAGGUCCCGACACAAAGUCCAGAAACAGCCAGAACUUCACAGGAGGCGAUCAGAACCACCAGAACCUGCAGAGUUUCUGAUUACUGAUGGAUCAAUACAUCAGAUCAGCACCUCGUCACGUGCUGUUUGGACUGUACUGGUUCUGUUUCCUGGCUCCGCCCAGAGCAGAGCCUCUGAUUGGCCGUCAGCAGGAUACUGUUCCUUUAAGGUUGAUGUGAUUAUUGAUCAGUGAGCUGAUCAGCUGACAGAUCGGAGCUCAGGCGGUUUUAAUUAAAUGUUAAAAUUUAACUUUUAUGUUUUUCUUUUAUGUUAUUAAAUCAAUUAUUCAAGGAAUCGUUUUGAUCAUUUUCACUUAAUCAAUUAUUGUUAAUUUAUCAGUGGGGUUACAAUAAUUAAGUAUUGGUGAAUGUUUUCAGUUAUAAACAUUAAUGAGUUUUUAAUAGCAGUUGUGUAUGUGGGUUAUUGAUUAUGGUAAUCAGAUGUGCAUUGAUGGAUCAGGAAGUGACAGAAUCAGCCUGCAGGAGGAAAUUCAUGCCUCUAAAUUAUUACUGUUACUGCUAAACUCCAUUUCCCAUGAUGCACCUGCAGUCUAGUUCCCUCUGCAGGCUGAGAUCUGAAUGGCUUCUGUAAGUUUUAUUGAUCAGGGAAUCUGUCAAGUCUACUAUUGGAAUUAUUUUAAGUUUUAUUUCUUUUUAAAGUUUCACUGUGAUCAAUAAUCUGAUCACUAAUCUAUUGAUCUCAGCAGGGUCGUUCUGAGUUUGAGCUACUUUUAAAUACCUCUUUUUAAGCAAUUAGCUACCGAUCAGGUUACUGAUCGGCUAAUUUGUAAUCAUUCUGUUGUGAUCAAUAUUCUGAAAAGCGGAUCACUCUCCACAGAAACAAUAAAUAAAAUUUACCCAAUUCCGUCUGAA
Molecule: messenger RNA, 3131 nt
Organism: Poecilia reticulata (guppy)
Lineage: Eukaryota; Metazoa; Chordata; Actinopteri; Cyprinodontiformes; Poeciliidae
Gene: spint2
Product: serine peptidase inhibitor, Kunitz type, 2
Molecular function (GO): serine-type endopeptidase inhibitor activity
Source: RefSeq, a predicted model, not a curated record